This is a messenger RNA of Rotaria sp. Silwood1, 981 nucleotides long. The record is from the annotation of a GenBank genome assembly. Lineage: Eukaryota; Metazoa; Rotifera; Eurotatoria; Philodinida; Philodinidae.
AUGUCUACCAAAACAACAUCAACAUCAACAACGAUAGUGGGUCGAUCACCAAAACCAAAACCAAUAUCAACAACCAUAUCAACAAAAGUCACAUCAACAACAACAUCAAAAACCUCGACAACAACAACAACAUCUACAACAACAUCUACAACAACAACAUCAACAAUGAUCUCGACAACAACAACAGUCACGAGAAUAACAACAACAGCAUCUAGAACAACAACAUCUACAACAGUCAUGAGAAUAACAACAACAGCAUCUAGAACAACAACAUCUACAACAACAAAAUCUACAACAACAAAAUCUACAACAACAAAAUCUACAACAACAACAUCAACAACAAUCUCGACAACAACAAAAUUCACAAUAACAACAUCAACAAUAACCUCGACAACAACAUCGGCAACAGCAACAACAUCAACAAAGACAACCAUAACAGCUAUUGAAACACCUACUAUAACAACAGGCAAAUCACUUAUAAUACUCGAUGCAGUAUCUAUUACUACACCCAAACCAUCAAUAUCCAGCAGCAUAAUCCUCAGAAGCAACUCAACCCUAUCCAUAACUGAAACGAUCACAUCUCAAAUAUUAAUACCAAUAACCGUAUUAGAUACACCUUCAAAAUCAAUUCAAGAAACAUACUAUCGUACAACGACUGCCUCUUCGCUUAUGAUGGCUGUCAUCAAUAUGAGAAGAAAAAUGUCAACACCAAUACCAAGUUCAAGACUUCUAUCUAUGAAAACUGAAAGUUCGUUAGUGACUUCAACUACGUCAACGAAAAAAUCACGAAAACAGCAGCAACUUCUAUAUAUUUUCUUCAGUUUAUUAUUUAUGAUUAUAUUAAUUACGAUCAUUGUUCUGAUUGCUUGUUUUCUUUAUUUUCGACGCAAACAAGAACAAUUAGAUGGUGAAGAUUUAGUCACUGUUUUAAAUAGCACGGAUUUAAAUACAUAUACCAGCACAAAAAAUGAUACCAUUUAG